CACUCCGAGGAGUCUGUUGUGCAGCAGUUGUAGACUCAGUGGACAGAGAGAGUUCUACGCCUCCAGCAGCAGGAGAAGCAGCAGGUCUUAGUGAAGUUACUCUAGUGGCAUCCGUGUACAGACUCAGACCCGGACCCACACCAGGACGUUGUGCACCAUGCCCGGAUCCUCACUCCUCUUCUCCUGCCUCUUCCUCUUCGUAGCUGGGAUUCUGCUCCUCACUCUGUCCUCUGCACAGAGGGUCAGAGUGCGAAGGCAGAACAUGAAGGUCCGGAUUAACGCCACAGGUGACACUGUUAUUCUGAAGUUUGUUCGACCCAACCCUGAUGUCAAGCUUGAGGGCUACAUACUGGGCUAUGGGUCUAGCAUGUUCUCCAAACAGUUCAUCCAGCUGCCAGAGAAUGGAGAACUUUAUGAGACAGAGAUUGAUGCCGAACCCAAGUACCUGGUUGCUGUCCAGCCAAUUCCAGCCAAUGAUGUGAAGAAACAAUGCACAGGUAAGGUGAACCUGGAGAAACCACUUCACCUGGCCAUUGGCACUGUUUCUCCUACCUCAGUGCUUCUGUCAUGGGGGAUGUAUGUGAAGACCCCCUAUGAAGGAAACAUUAUGAAAGACUGCUUGGAGGAUGGGUACUAUACAGUCCGCUACAGAGAGAGGAACAGGAAGUGGAUCUACCAGAUAUGCCCCACCAGUGAUACUGUGAUCGACAACCUGAAGCCCAACACUCCCUACGAGUUUGGUGUGCGAUCCAACAAAGAUGACCGCAGUGGGGUGUGGAGCAAGCCCAUCAUCCACAGCACCAACAGUGCAGACAAGAACCUGCAGAAGACAUAUAAGCCCAGCCGGACCAAGCCAGUGAAGCCAAUCAGUCCCCGCGUCCUCUUCCCUCCCCGGCCUGCACUGAACAACAGGACCCAGACACAGCUCCCCCCUCUGCACACAAAUCCCGCAUUUCCUGGAGCGCCAAAGACAUCAUUUGCACCUCCUCUGGUCCAGCAGGAAACUGCACUUGCUCCCAGAUCCAAUGAGCCAAAAUGGCCUCAACUUCCCUUGGAGUCUGACAGCCAUGCUAGAAAUGCAUCCUCUCAGCUAGGGGCGGUUUCUACCACCCGCCCCCCACUCCUGCCCACCCGAUCCCCUCGUGAGACCACCACUACCACCCAUCAGCCCCCCUCAGAUGGCACCAGACACAGCCUUUCUCAGACCAGGGCACCUAGCACCACUCAUAGUUCAUCGGGUAAAGGCUUUCUGAGAGACCUGAGCUUGUCUGUUCCACCCAAACUCUUCGAUUCAGUCCUUGCAGUGGACGUCCGGAACCAGACGGCUACAGGCAGAAACCCUUUCUCCCCCUCCUUUAAUGGCAUAAGACCCCCUUCUUUCCCCAGGGCCAACAACUCAACCAGGAAAUAUGGGGUGAAUGGAGAGCUUCACAAAGGAUUCUCUUUCCCCAAACCAGUCACGUGGUCCAGAGGCAGAACUGCUAAUAACUCGCUGUCUGAAGCUGUAUCUCCUGAGGGUGGUGGCGACGCUGGGCGCGCGCGCACUUCUGUCGAGGAGCGAUACUAUGGUUCUCCUGUUCGACCUCCUUCCUCCAUCAAUAAGAACACCAACCUGGUGGGCAAGCUCAGUGGCCUGGACAAGACCCUUGUCUUGAAGCAGGACAAAGGAGCCAUUCUGAAGCCAAAAACACUGCCUGUGACUGCCAAACCUGCUAAACCCAAAACAACUCCAUCCCCAGUGAACGCAACACGAUUCGAAACAUGGGAAAACUCCUCUGUCUUCAGCUCAAUUCCAACAUCCAAAGUUGAUGCUAUGGGCAAGGAACGAUUCAUUGCGCCCCAUGUGGUGUACAAGACAGACAAGAAGCCAGACGAGCCUUGCUCCAUCACCACGUCCCUCAGCUACUUCCCUGAGGAGGAGGCAGGGGAGACCAACGUCACUGCCCCACCCCGUGUGCCUCCAUCCAACCUCACCGUGGUGACUGUGGAAGGAUGUCCCUCCUUCAUCAUCCUCGACUGGGAGAAAACUGACAACGAAACCACAGAGUAUGAGGUCAUCUCCACCACGAAAGGACCUGAAGGUGAGAAGGUCUCCAUCCUCACCACCAACCAAACACACACUGCAGUGGAGAACCUUAAGCCUGAGAGCAGCUAUGAAUUCAAGGUGAAGCCAAAGAAUGAACUGGGGGAGGGGCCUCCCAGUGAGCCAGUGACCUUCAGCACAGAGUCUGCUGACCCGAGAGUAAGCGAGAAUGUUUCAGGUAAGGAUGCUAUCUGGACUCAGUUCCCCUUCAAGACAGACUCCUACUCAGAGUGCAAUGGCAAGCAGUACGUGAAGAGGACAUGGUAUCGCAAGUUUGUUGGCAUCCAGCUGUGCAACUCGCUGCGAUACAAGAUCUACCUGAGUGACUCUCUCAAUGGUAAAUUCUACAACAUUGGGGACCAGACGGGUCAUGGGGAGGAUCACUGUCAGUUUGUGGAUUCCUUCCUCGACGGCAGAACCGGCACACAGACGCCUGCAGACCAGCUCCUGUCCAGGCCAGGUUACUACAGAGCAGUGAGACAAGAGCCAGUCCAUUUUGGCCAAAUAGGAGGCAACUCCCACAUCACCUACGUGGCAUGGUAUGAGUGUGGCACACCAAUCCCAGGUAAAUGGUAGGAGCCCGAUGGAUCAUCCACACCAAAGAAGGAGGAGCAGUUCUUAUUGGCUGGGAAGUUUUUUUUGCUGUCGUUUUUCUUCCACCAAUGGUAUGGUGUUGUAUGAUACCUCAACGUCCGACACCAGAGUCCAAACCAUGUAUAAUAAUGUACAGGACAGAAGAGUCAGGGACUUUUAAUGAGCGUGUUUGUGUUAUGUAUUAACAAACCAUGCCUUGCUGUCUUAUUUAUCACUGCUAAAUUACAUGUUAAAGAGAGAGAAGAAAUAAUAGGAAAAAUAUUUCAGUGGGUUGAAGUUAUGAACAUUAAAAAAAUCUUUUGUUUAAAUGUUGGGAAGCUGGCUCCCUUAAAGUAUUUUGGUAUUUUAUGUAAUAUUAUUUAUCUAAUUUCUGGUGCCUUGUUACUGGGCGUGCCUUGCCAGUGAGUGUGAGGGACUAGGCUUUGGUUCAGUAAAUAGGGACACAUGGGUUUCUCAAGAAUGAACUCACCAAACAUUCGUAAGCAUUAAAACGAGCGAGAUAUUGUUGAAUUCCAUAUGAAUGAAUUUCAUAAGUAAAGGUACGAACGUGAAAACCUACGAUUCAUGCAGGUUGGGUAGUGCAAGAUCUUACGCCGUCUCUCGGUCUCUCGGUCUCUCGUGCGCUUCUGAGACUUCUGUGUAACAUCACAAGUCUCUUGUAUUUCAAACACAGACUCAAAUGCAUACAAUGCUAAUUCUCUUCUCUAUUUCAAUGGUAGACAGCCUACUACCGAGUUCAGAUCAUAGCAGUGACAUGUUGCAAGAGUUAGCACAAAACCACAACAUUUCUGUUAUUAGGAAAACAGCAACACAUUUUCCAGAAUUUGUAAUUAAUUAUUAUUCAUUUACUUGCUCACUCAUCUCAUCUCCACUCAUAUGCAUUACAUCCAUACAGAAAAAAAAGUAACCCUGAGUGGCAUUUUAACAAGUUUAGCAUCUUUCUUCAUAAGCUCUGCUUUAGCCAACUCAGUGGAAUCUUACACUUGCAAUUUGCACAGCAUAAAUAUAUUUAUAUGUAUAUGGAGAGAUAGUAUUUUCAUCAUUAAAUGUACGAGGAAGAAAAACUCAUAAACCAUAAUCAAGGCUGUUCUGCUCUACCGCAGUAGCCUCUGUGGCAGCAUGUGGCAUCGAAUGGUUACAACAGGAACAGUUCGCUUACAACAGGAACAGUUUUUACUAUCUUCGAGUUUUUGUACAGUAAUUCUCUGCCUUUCCCCCAGAGGACACUUGAGAGUGUGUGUGAGUCGGCAUGCAUGCACACACACAGACACACUCACACACACUCACACACACACACACUCAAUGGAAUUGUUUGUAAGAUGAAAUUGUAUUGGGUAUUUUGGACUGAAUUCCUUCAUUUCUAUGUAUUAUUUUCAAUAAUAAAAACCGGAAUUUUAGUUUUUCCUUUUGUAAUAAAACAGGAUCCUGUCCCUUU
Messenger RNA from Electrophorus electricus (electric eel), 4112 nucleotides. RefSeq names its product ABI family, member 3 (NESH) binding protein b (gene abi3bpb). Gene Ontology annotation, molecular function: protein binding. NCBI's taxonomy places the organism in Eukaryota, Metazoa, Chordata, Actinopteri, Gymnotiformes, Gymnotidae. The record is from RefSeq and is a predicted model, not a curated record. Gene Ontology annotation, biological process: extracellular matrix organization; positive regulation of cell-substrate adhesion.